Messenger RNA from Cyprinus carpio (common carp), 916 nucleotides. RefSeq names its product gamma-glutamylcyclotransferase b (gene ggctb). Gene Ontology annotation, molecular function: gamma-glutamylcyclotransferase activity. The record is from RefSeq and is a predicted model, not a curated record. NCBI's taxonomy places the organism in Eukaryota, Metazoa, Chordata, Actinopteri, Cypriniformes, Cyprinidae.
GGCGGGUCAGGAUCCUCCCUCUGGUCCAAAUGUCCCGCUCCGCAGCCUCUCUGUCCACACAGAACCAGAUGAACCCUGAAACAAAGAUGUUCUCCUUCCAGAGCUUCACCAUCAGCCUCACGCUGCUCGCCGCUGGAUUGAUCCUCCUGAGCUCCGCAGUCCCUCUGCCCUCUGAAGACCCAGUGAUGGACAACAGCAGUGACCGGCAGAACGGAUCCACCUUCCUGUACUUCGCUUACGGCAGCAACCUUCUGAAGGAGCGACUGCAGCUGAAGAACCCGUCAGCCACCAUCUACUGCGUGGCCAAACUCAAGGAUUAUAAACUGGUCUUCGGGAAUCAUAAAGGACUGGCGAGUCAGCGCUGGCACGGCGGCGUCGCGACCAUCGAACACAGUCCUGGGGACGAGGUUUGGGGCGUCGUGUGGAGGAUGAACAUGUCGGACCUCGAGUCCCUCGACAGGCAGGAGAAUGUGAAAAUGGGCACCUACAGCCCAGUGGAGGUGAACGUGUCCACCAGCAGACAGGACCUCAGCUGUCGGACAUACAUCAUGAACAGCUGCGUUUAUGCACCACCUUCACCGCAGUAUCUACAGGUUAUUGUGAUGGGCGCGGAGCAGAACGGGCUUCCGGAGGACUAUCAGGAGAAACUCAGGUCUAUCGAAACCAACAAAUACGAGGGACCUCUGCCUGUGAUGGAAGAACUGGAGAAAGCUUUGAAAAAACCGAAAAAAGAAAGGACAGAAGAGAUUCAAUCUGAUGAUUAGCGUCGUGAAUGGUGUCUGUGUGCACACUUAUCUGUAGUCUACUACAGAAUGCACACCACGGGUUAGUUCUCGUCUACGCAGACGAGGGGAAGAAUGUGCAGCAUUUGUAACGUAUGGUAGCAAAACAACUGCAUAAAGUAUUUUAGCUGGCA